GCCUUAAAAAGCGCGCGGGUAACUAACACGCGCCUCUCUAGUCUUCUCUGCUCCUCAUCUCCACAAUUGCUUACUCCAAUCUCCGAUUCCCAUCUCUCCCUUUCUCUAUGGCCAAGCGAUCCAAACCCCAGACCCAGAUUCCCGAAAACCCCUCAACUUCAUCCAAAAUCCCAUUCCGACCCCAAAAAAUCCUAAAACUCACCACCACCACCACCACCAAGCUCACCAUCCAAACUUCCCCGGAAAUCCCCAAAAUUCUAAACCCAUUAACCUCCAAUUCCGAAAUUACCCUCGCCCUAAAUCACUUACGGAGCUCCGACCCGAAACUUGCGUCCCUGAUCGACUCCUACACCCCGCCGUCCUUCGAUUCCGACCGCCCGCCCUUCCAAUCCCUCGCGCGAAGCAUUCUCUACCAGCAGCUCGCCACCAAGGCCGCCCAGUCGAUCUACACGCGCUUCGUCACGCUCUGCGGCGGCGAGUCGUCGAUUCUCCCCAAAACUCUCCUCAAUCUCUCCCCCCAGACUCUCCGGCAAAUCGGAGUUUCGGGCCGGAAGGCGUCUUAUCUCCAUGACUUGGCUGAGAAGUUUAGUGAUGGGACUUUGUCGGAUUCGGGGAUUAAGGAAAUGGACGACGAGUCGUUGCUGACGAUGCUGACGGUGGUGAAGGGGAUUGGGGCGUGGUCGGUGCAUAUGUUCAUGAUAUUUUCGCUUAAACGACCUGACGUUCUUCCGGUGGGGGAUUUGGGUGUGAGGAAAGGAGUCAAGAUGUUGUAUGGGUUGAAGGAGUUGCCUAAGCCUUUGGAGAUGGAAGAGCUUUGUGAGAAGUGGAAACCUUAUAGGUCUGUUGGGUCUUGGUACAUGUGGAGGUACAUGGAAGCCAAGGGGGUCUUGUAGCCCUCCGAUUUGGCUGUUGUGAGUUCUGCACUAUGGUUCUCUUGCUAUACUCAUCUUUCUUGGCGCUGAGCAUAUGAGCAGACCUCUAUUGUCUUCUUAAUUUGGCUUUCCUUCCCAAACUUGACCUUCUGUACCUGGUUAGCAUCCUAGCCUAUUACCAACCUCUUGUUGCUCAAUACAGAAGCAGUCGUCCUCAAGUAAUAAACGGUUAGUUAUGGCUUUGGUACAGAAGUGUGGUUUUGCAAUAAAGAUGUGUUAUUUGCUACUGUUGUACAUUGCUGAAGUGAAAUGAAUAAUAGUCUAUGGCAUUGUAAAGAUUCUCCUAUAGUGAAAUUACAUCAUCUGGGCGUCUUGUCAUCA
This is a messenger RNA of Fragaria vesca subsp. vesca, 1253 nucleotides long. Its product is annotated as DNA-3-methyladenine glycosylase 1-like. Gene Ontology annotation, molecular function: alkylated DNA binding; DNA-7-methylguanine glycosylase activity; DNA-3-methyladenine glycosylase activity. Gene Ontology annotation, biological process: DNA alkylation repair; base-excision repair, AP site formation; base-excision repair. The record is from RefSeq and is a predicted model, not a curated record. NCBI's taxonomy places the organism in Eukaryota, Viridiplantae, Streptophyta, Magnoliopsida, Rosales, Rosaceae. Gene Ontology annotation, cellular component: protein-DNA complex; nucleus. The transcript has 2 exons. Bases 108 to 893 code for a protein of 261 amino acids.